GCAUCUGUUCACACGACAACGGCAUCACUACUUUGCCGAGCUUUUAUCAUCAUUAUUGCCGCUCUUCAGGGCACAGAAAUUUUGUCAUUGGAUAUAAUAUCUUCUGUUUUCCUAAGAAUCUACUUGUCCAACCUUGCUUAACUUCACAGCAAAAAUGAACGCUCCAGACAGGUUUGAGCUCUUCAUGCUCCAGGAGGGCGAGAAGAAGAUUACCGAGAAGGUAGUGACAGGAAUGUCAAAUGCGUCCGACUUCAUUCUCCUUAAAGAAGACCACACACUGGGCAACCUUCUCAGCGCACACCUCAAGCAGGCGCCCCAUGUCCUGAUGGCCGGGUACAAGAUCGCUCACCCUAAUGUGCCCGAGGUUCUCAUCCGCAUCCAGACGGACGGCACCCUCACGCCCCGCGAGGCGUUGGUUAGCGUCUGCAAGCAGCUUGUCGCCGCCUACGGUCACUUGGGCCGCGAGUUCCAGAAGGAACUUGCUCUUCGCCAGUAUGCCGAUCAGGGCGAGCAUGCUGCUGGUGGUGGCGGCAUGGGGGGCCAAAACGGGUUCUGAAGGACAAAAAACGGUACUUCGUGGUUUUCCAUUUUGUUGAGACAGGGCAGGCGUUUGAUGGGAGAAGGCGUUAUAGGGGGUCUGUCGUGGGCAAUAGCACCGGGAAUCUGAUACCUACUAUAUCUGUAUCGCAUGGGAUUUACACCAGGUCUCUUCAUGCAUGGAUGGCGCUUUUGGGGUGACUGUCUACGUCCUUACUACGGUUCGGCGGAUCCUUUUGAGUUCUACUCCUUUGCCGGACAUACAUCUGAGAUACGCGGCUGCUGAGUGUCUGUCAAUAGACGAAUAAACCCGGUGGUUUCGCACUAUUUCUGUUAACCGUCUUGAGUGGCGUCCGAUUAAGACUGUUUGGUAUCCUCAUUCAUGGGCCAUGUCUCGAUGCCACAUUCCCUUAUGGCUCGAGC
Canariomyces notabilis is the source of this 960-nucleotide messenger RNA. RefSeq names its product RBP11-like subunits of RNA polymerase. Gene Ontology annotation, cellular component: RNA polymerase II, core complex. Gene Ontology annotation, biological process: transcription by RNA polymerase II. Lineage: Eukaryota; Fungi; Ascomycota; Sordariomycetes; Sordariales; Chaetomiaceae. The record is from RefSeq and is a predicted model, not a curated record. The transcript has 4 exons. Gene Ontology annotation, molecular function: DNA binding; protein dimerization activity. Bases 155 to 556 code for a protein of 133 amino acids.